This is a messenger RNA of Oxyura jamaicensis (ruddy duck), 903 nucleotides long. It is a transcript of the gene LRRC61, whose product is annotated as leucine rich repeat containing 61. The transcript has a single exon. The record is from RefSeq and is a predicted model, not a curated record. Bases 48 to 827 code for a protein of 259 amino acids. Gene Ontology annotation, biological process: outer dynein arm assembly. Gene Ontology annotation, molecular function: protein binding. Lineage: Eukaryota; Metazoa; Chordata; Aves; Anseriformes; Anatidae. Gene Ontology annotation, cellular component: cytoplasm.
GGGCUCCGUGCCGGUGCCGAGACCCUCGGGGUCCCCGCAGGGCUUGGAUGGAGGCGCGGGCGGAGCAGGGCGAGGAGGGCGCCGGGGCGCGGAUCACGGCGCAGCUGCUGAAGGCCAGCACCGGGGAGUUCUCCCUGGACUCCAUCCUGCUGCUGAGGCUGCGCGGCCGCGGCAUCGCCGACCUGGGCUGCUUGGGCGACUGCGCCCACCUGGAGUGGCUGGACCUCUCCGGCAACGCCAUCUCGCAGCUGGGCCCGCUGGCCGGCCUCAAGCAGCUGGCCGUCCUCAACCUCUCCCGCAACCGCGUCUCCAGCCUGGAGCCGCUGGGCUCCUGCCCGAGCCUCCAGAGCCUCAACCUGGCGGGCAACCUGGUGAGCAGCCUGCAGCAGCUGCGCUGCCUGGCCGGCCUGCGGCGCCUGGAGAGCCUGCGGCUGCGCGACGCCCUGGGGCAGCUCAGCAACCCCGUCUGCGCCGCCGCCGCCGCCUACCGCGCCGCCCUGGCCGAGGCGCUGCCCGGCCUCAAGGCCAUCGACGGCGAGCGGGUGUCGGGCCGCGGCAGCGAGCUCUUCCAGCUCUGCCGGGACCUCGACAGCUCGCUGGGGCACGGCCCCGGCCCCGCGCCGCCCCGCGCCGCCCAGCCCUGGGUGCAGGCGAGUUUCUGGGAGCCGCCGCCGCCCCGGCGCAGCUCCAUCAUCGAGGAGGCGUACAAGCAGUUCGGCGAGGCGCUGCAGGAGUGCCGGGAGCUCGGCCGGCGCGCCGACGACACCAUCGCCCAGGCGGAGCGGGCGCUGAGCGUCCGCAGCGACCCCAGCUCCUACGUCUUCUAAGCGGGGAGCCCCCGUCCCGGAGCCCCCCACGGUGCCGUCCCAACCCCGUCCAGCCCCGGCUGGGGUCCCCGAGGAG